Halichondria panicea is the source of this 4178-nucleotide messenger RNA. Its product is annotated as histone demethylase UTY-like. The record is from RefSeq and is a predicted model, not a curated record. NCBI's taxonomy places the organism in Eukaryota, Metazoa, Porifera, Demospongiae, Suberitida, Halichondriidae. Gene Ontology annotation, cellular component: MLL3/4 complex. Gene Ontology annotation, molecular function: protein binding; chromatin DNA binding; RNA polymerase II cis-regulatory region sequence-specific DNA binding. Gene Ontology annotation, biological process: regulation of gene expression. The transcript is spliced from 20 exons. The coding region runs from base 31 to 3888 and encodes 1285 amino acids.
CUUCACUGAGAAAGAAAAGAAAAAAAGGAAAUGUCGGUUACACCAGAUCAGCCUGUUUUUGAGCAGAUUGGACCUCCUCCUAACGUGGUCCCCAGUGAUGAUCCCUCUCCACGCGCUAUGGAGGUCAUCAGAAGCUUGGAUAGUCGAUCGUUUGGGUUCCUGGAUUUCCAAACCCCCUCCCCCCACCCCACCUCCAAUGGCAGCCCAAGCUCGACAAGCUUCCUCUCUAAGGAAUUUGUACAGCAGGGCAUUGCCAGGCUCUGUAGGGACCUGACUGUUGGUCCCCUGUCAGACGCACUCAGAGCAGAGCUCUUCUGUCAACUAGGUCAUCUGCACCUCCUACUGGAGCAGUACACUGAUGCUCUCUCGGCCUAUCAGCAGUACCAGUAUCUGUGCCCCCUGGAGAGCAGCAGGAACGCUAACAUGCAAUAUGGUCUGGGACUCAUCUACUUCGGCAUCAACUCCUACGACUGGGCUAUGGAGUCAUUCAAACAAGUGUUGACGUUGGCUCCAGAGUUUGCAAGACGAGGAGAGAUCCACCUCCGGCUGGGGGUCAUGUUCAAGACAAAGGGAGAAUACAACAGCAGCACUCAUCACUUCAAGCAGGCCUCCCACUUGAGUGGACCAGCUAGCUUCUCAAAAUUGGAAAUUCAGUUCCAUCUUGGUCACAUCCACCACUUGCAAGGUCACUUCAUUGCUGCCAAGGAGACCUUUGAGGGCAUUCUCGCUAAAAAGAACGUCCCUAACUCUGUCAAGGCCAUGGCUCUCAGACAGCUAGGAUGGCUGUAUCACAGUGUACCCGAGGUUGCCAUCAUGUGUGAAAACCCCACAGCAAAGGCAGUGGACCUCCUCAAACUGGCCGUGGGUGCAGACUACGCCUCCUCUCAGGCCUGGUAUUUCCUCGGCCGUUGCCAUGCCUCCCAGGGGCGGGCACGGGAUGCAUUCCUAGCGUAUCAGCAAGCUGUCAACAAGUCCACCGACAACCAGGCAGAGAUAUGGUGCUCCAUUGGGAUACUUUACCACAACAUGGGUCAGGCUAAGGACAGUCUACAGUCAUACGUCUGUGCCGUGUACCUUGACCCCGGACGGCACGAGGCAUGGACGGACAUGGGCUGUCUCUAUGAGUCAGUCUCUCAGCCAAUAGAUGCACUCAUCACUUAUAAGAAUUCCAUCUUCAUCAGAUCAGCAGAGCAAAUCAAUGCUGACAAGACUGGACAGUACUUGUUCUCCCGAGUUGCGAACCUGGAGCAGUACAUUACAAUGGUUGGCCCCACCAUUCUCCAGACUCAGCCGCACACCCUACCCACACUCAAGGAGGCGUGGCACACACUAGUCCCCUCCCACGUACGAAGCUCGCCCAAGAGCUCUGGAUCAACUUAUAGCCCACUACUGGAUCUCUCUUCACUGGAAAUAUCAACGAGUCCUCUCACCUCUCUACCCAACUUCUCCCCUUCGUUUUGUUCCCCUAGAAAUACUGUACACCAAGGGCCGGUCCCAAAGAAGCAGCGCACAAAUCGUCACAACAACGAACCAAUCGUUAUCCGCAACAUGGGAGACACCUGGCAUCCCAGCCUGUCCCUCCGGUGUCUGGACCAGACUGCAGGGGGCCAAGUCCACACGGGGGGUCAUAUCAACACCGGGGGUCCUGUCAAUGUGGGAGGUCCUACUCUAGGGGAGCACGAUAUUCUGGCUCAGCCAAAUGCCUUCUCAACUUCUGAUGUUUUCUCUGGGUUUACUGCUGACACUCGGCCGACUAGUUUGGGCAUCAAAAAAACUCAUUGCGAUUCGAACUCGUCUGCACCUACAUGUACAACUGGAUUAUCUUCAUUUCAUUCUAACUCAAGCCCUGGCUCUGCAGCCGGCUCAUGCUUUACUCCAAUUUCACUUCACUCUGUCAAUGGACAUAACCCCUUCACCACUGAUUAUAUGAGCUCUUCAACUGCUCCAACACCUUACUACCCUAGCCACGCCCCCACUACUGCCACGGCAAUUUCCUCCCUCCCUGGUGACCUCUCCUCCCUCUCACCCCUCCCCGAUGUGAAACUCAGCGAGGAAGAUUUCCACGAGUACUUACAGACAAGCGGUAGCCAAGAGAGUGUCCUGACUCAGUCCAUCGUCAAUCUUCUCAAGUCUCCCACCAUUGAACGAAAAUACAAAUCGCAAACGGCCAUGUGUUGGAAUGAGCUUGAUGGUAUGGAACAGAGACAACCACCUCCCACAAGGAACGGAGACAGUGCUACCAGUAUGACCUCAACUGAAGCCAUACUCGUUGCUGAGGAGCAUUCACUUCCGGCCAAAUCCACUCGAUCGUGUGAGGUUAAUUCCGACUCGUCUAGCGGUGUGUCUUCAGCCGAUACUAAUCUCCAACUGGACUCCAACUCUCCUCUCCUCAGUCCGAAUGCCCUACUACUGCACAGCCCAUACGAGUUGGACGAUUUAUUGGACCCAAUUCACGAACCAUUUCCCUCACUAGCCGACGAUGGAGAGUACAUGAAGCGUGACCCCGAUCUGACCCCCACUGACCCUCCAGCGGAGGAGGAAGUCGUGGAUCUCCGCCCAGAAGUACCUGUGUUUGAGGUGUCUACUCAAGAGGAGGCGCUCUCCGAGACCCUCCAUGGACUCUGCUGUAACCCCAACACCCCCGUCUGCAUGAUUCGUGGACUCUGUCCGCUGGUGAACCUUAACCUCCAGCUUUUCUCCUCCAAGAGUAUCGUAAAGACCUGCCCCGACCACGAGAUGGAGGUUCGAGAGCAGGUACAACAAGCAGCUGAUGAGAACACUGAGCUCAACGGGCAUAAGCAGGUGUGGAGAUACGAGAGUCAGCGGACCUACACAACCGUCAAGGAGUACGCCAAGUACCAAAAGCAAAUGCUGCAGAAAAAGAAGUCAAGUAGUGGUGAAUUCAAGUCUUCCAACAAGAAGUUGAUUCGUUUUGGCACCAACGUGGACCUGUCUGACUGGGAAAAGUGGGGUAGGCAGCUGGAGGAGCUUGAGAAACUGCCAAAGUUCCUCAGGGUUAACUGCCCUGAGGCCAACCUUCUCGCACACAUUGGCUACUCUAUCCUCGGUGUGAACUCCGCCCAGCUGUACAUGAAGGUCCCGGGUUCACGUACUCCCGGACACCAGGAGAACCACAAUCUCUGCUCUGUGAACAUCAACAUUGGCCCUGGAGGGUGCGAGUGGUUCUCUGUGCACAACAAGUACUGGGGCAUCUUCCACAAGCUCUGUGACAAACACAAGUUGUGCUUCCUCACCGGGUCAUGGUGGCCUAUCUUGGAGGAGCUAGAGGAGAUGAGGGUUCCGGUCUACCGGUUCACUCAACAGCCUGGGGACAUUGUUUGGCUCAACCCCGGAACAGUACACUGGGUUCAAGCUAAUACUGUAUGCAACAACAUAGCGUGGAAUGUCGGCCCCAUCACUGCUCACCAGUUCAGAAUGGCCUGGGAGAGAUACAUGUGGAACAAAAUGCGCAACGUACGCAGCAUUGUUCCAAUGAUCCAUCUCUCUUGGAGCUUGGCCAGGAAAAUCAAGAUUGUGGAUGAAGCUCUCUACCUGCAACUGAGGAGUCUGCUUGAGAGCUCUCUGGCACAGACCCACAGACUCGCAGCUCAUCUGGCCGAAGCGUCAAUUCCCUUCACCCCCCACCCUCGUAUGGAAAAUGAGACUGCCCCCUGUUGCAACAACUGUCUGGACGAGGUCUUCAACAUGCUGUUUGUCCUCAGUCACAAGGGAGAGUACCUGGUCUACUGUCACAAGUGUGCCAUGGCUAUGGAGAAAUCGUUCACAGUACUCAGACAGUUUGACACGGGGGAGUUGCAACAGACACUGGACAACUUUAAGCUCCACCCACCACCUGUCUACAGUCCCGUUCCUCAAGCUGCCCACUAAACACCUGCGCAGUGUUUUUAAACCUUGUUCCUUUUCCGAAUACAUGAAACUAUUAUUUUGACUCAACACUUUACUUGAAACUACUGGCUUAUCACAUGUACAUGACUGUAUUAUACUGUUUCUGGCUUUGUGGAACAGAGCAUAUAAUUAUUUGUGUAGAUAUUUUGUUCUUUUGUUUUAAUAUUGUGUUAUAAGUACUUGACCACCACCAUUUUGAUUCUUGUUUUUGUGUAACAUGUGAAAUGUGAUCUUUGUAAAAUUAAAAGAAACCAUUGUUAUUGUUGGUAUAA